Trichoderma atroviride IMI 206040 is the source of this 589-nucleotide messenger RNA. RefSeq lists its product as uncharacterized. The record is from RefSeq and is a predicted model, not a curated record. NCBI's taxonomy places the organism in Eukaryota, Fungi, Ascomycota, Sordariomycetes, Hypocreales, Hypocreaceae.
CAUCGCUCACUUAGGAAACUGUUGGAAAAGAACCCAUAUUCAUUCGUUAUUCAGAUCACCUUGUCUAAAAGAUAUUUUACUAAAAAGAAAAUCCCCAUGUCCAUCCGAUCGCUUGCACACCUCCAACGGCGCCAGCUCGGCCUCCGCUCUCCCUUCUCAAUCUUUCGAUUCUUCAGAGUACAGCAGAACCAACCACUACCAAUCAAGCCUGUCCAGAUCCCAGCUGCGGCAAAUGCCUCUCUGGUACACAGCACUCGGAACCCCAAGAAAUGCACGUGCGGAUGGUAUCACUUUUACGGCAAAUGCGGCCACCUGUACCAGCGAUUUGCAGGCACAUGCGGCAGAAAGACGACGAGCUCUGGGCGAAGCGGAUUCUGCACGACGCCUGCACCGAAGAAUGUCAUUUACGGAUAUUAUGUCAACGAGAAGUGCACAAAUGCAAAAUGCACCGUUUGCCGCAGACGAGGCCAUUAGGUUGGGUUGAAUAGAGGGAAGAUGCCAGUGGUUGGUUCAGUCAUUAUAUGUAACCUUCAUAGACACAAGGCUAGACGUAGCGCUCUUUACUGGCAAUUGGACAUAUUUACAUACA